UCUUCCUCCUCCUGGGCCCGGGCCUCCCCAUGGGGCUGCUGUUCGCCAAGCUGUGGAACCUCUUCUGUAAUCAAGAACACAAAGUGAUUGUCGUGGGCUUGGAUAAUGCAGGGAAGACCACCAUCCUCUAUCAGUUCCUAAUGAAUGAAGUGGUCCAUACGUCCCCAACGAUAGGGAGCAACGUCGAAGAAAUCGUAGUAAAAAACACUCAUUUUCUCAUGUGGGAUAUCGGCGGGCAGGAAUCGUUGCGGUCGUCGUGGAAUACCUAUUACUCCAACACGGAGUUCAUCAUUCUCGUGGUUGACAGCAUUGACAGGGAGCGAUUGUCCAUCACACGAGAAGAGCUGUACAGAAUGCUGGCCCACGAGGAUUUACGGAAGGCCGCCGUGCUCAUCUUUGCUAAUAAGCAGGACAUGAAGGGUUGUAUGUCAGCGGCCGAGAUCUCCAAGUCCCUCACCCUGAGUUCAAUAAAGGACCACCCGUGGCACAUUCAGUCGUGCUGCGCGCUAACAGGAGAAGGUUUAUGCCAGGGUCUCGAGUGGAUGGCUUCCCGGAUUGACGUGAGAUAACCUUUGGGUCAAAGAAGGACUGCUUCUAUUUAUUCUGUGACCGUGGACAUUUCCCUGAAAUCUCAGGCUGCAAGGGCAGCCGGCGCACGUUUUUAUUUAUAACAACUCAAACCUCUACGAGCGACACUUGAAUCAAGUGCAGCCAAACCGGAACAUCAAAGAUUUUUUCAAAACUUUUUUUUUAAAAAUGUAUUCAUCCUCAUUUGGAUGAACCUAUCUUGUUUUGGCAACGAAGCUCUCCUGACCACGUACGUAGUCUGCUUCUCACAGUUGUUGCCUUCCGAGGAACGUUUAUCAUGAUGUUUCCUGGUUUCUUUUUGUAACGUUGCAAAGAGGGGUUCGACCGAAACCCCAGUCCCUCGCUUUUCCCUGAGGCGUGGAUAAGGGACUGAGGACCACCAGCUACUGCUUCUGGAGUUUUCCGGAUCUGGAGGCCUACUUCUUUCCUCAGCCCAUCUGCCGUCCGGGGAAGAUAUCGUGGGUCUGGGGAGGCUGAGGGUGCCGACUGAUGCCGUUUUUUGAAGAAUUGAAUUCCCCGUGUGGUUGGAGGGCUUAAAGCCGGUUAUCUCGGUGUCGGGUUGCCUUUGCUUUAUCGUGGCAUUGUUCAUUCGGGAACUUUGCGACUCGUGGGGCAGGUGAAAUGCCCAAGCGCAUUCGUGAUUAGCUUUCGAAACACCGAAGCGGGAGAAGCCCAUUUGCCUUCCUCUGUCUGAGUCCCAAGGAAGUCAGGCUAGGGGAUAUCGGAAUUCAGUGCCGUGUGAUCCGGCUGGGCAGGUUCACGGGCGGAGCUUGGAAAAAGCACGGGCGCGGGAGUGGCACUGGAAAGGAAACCAAGCGACCAAAGACGUCUCUCGGAAGCGACCGCGCAGACCAAGCAUAAACUCAGAGCGGUCCCCUUUCGUAGAAGAAACGGGUCGGCACCGACCGCCGACCAAGCCCGGUAUCCUUAGGUGGAAUCUGGAGGAGAGAACGAGGUCCGUCUUCAUUUGAAAUGCGUUUCCAGAGAGCGGCUUCUAUCUCCAAGAUGACUGCCCCGUCCAGUGUUUCGUUCGGCGAAGAGAAUCGUGCAUGCAGAGUUUCCAGGGAGCGUUUAUUACCUCUUCGGGAAAUGCGACAGAAACAUUUUGCCGAGACGAAAGCCCCUUAGUACCAAGAUGGGUCAGUUCAGACCCCGAGGUAGGCUAGAAAGGAUGGGAUCGGAAGAGCUGCGCCAGGCUUUUACGUCAGUAUUCGUUUUUAUUCGGUUCAAAAAUGGGAGACAGUAUUGUUUCCAUCAGAUGAUGGAAAUUGUUCCUUGAUGACAGCCUUUUAUUCGAUAACCGUAUCCUGUGUAAAUUUGAGUCGACGAUGUUUCGGUUUUAUUAUUUAGCCAGGACACGGUUUUAUUUAGUUACAGGCUCUAUGAAGCGCCAGUGGUAUCGGUCUCCUUUCAGAGGCCAAGUCCGCCGGAAUCUCAAACCAGUUAGGCACCUGCCUUUGCUUUCCAUCAGGAAUUGGCUUUUUGGAACCUCUUUUCCUAAGGAUUCUGUGCUAAGUAGAGGGGAUAAGAUUUUUCUAGCCUAAUGGAUAAUCAAGAAACGGCGAGACAUGCCUGAAUCGUUCUGCAUACUUCUGGUGCGAAGGAAGUUUGUAAAAACACCAUUUCAGCAAAAGCACAUCUCUCCCGAGGUUAUUUUCUACCUCGCUUAGACGAUUUUACCGUCAGUGAAUCUGUAUGUCUAGCGGAGGGGAGUCGUUAGCCUUUUCUAAAACGAAAGCCCUCACUAUUCCUUCAUUUAUCCUGAACCGAGAAGUUUGACAUCUUUCUGGCUGACAGACGGUUUUACCUAAUCUCCUUUGAAGUUUGCAUUUGAAAUAUCACCUGUCCGACACUAAGCUCCUUUUUAUAUUAACAGCGAUCUAGUAAAAUGUUUUAAAUAGUUGAUUGUAUUUUGACAAACUAGAUUACCCUUGUAGAUUGGAAUCUUCUCGGUCUGAGUUGACGUUCCACGUCACGUUUGAAAAAGAAAAUGCCUGGUCUAAUUGAAGCCUGGAGGUCUGGUUUCAUUUUAGCCCUGGGUUGAGGAUUCACAGCUAAUCUUUGUACGUAUUUUGCGCAUUAAGUUCAUUGUCGACGGCCACAAAACCAAUUUGAAAAAGCAGUUCAUCCUUUACUCCCAAGAGAAUACUUCCUCACCUGCAGAUCCGACACUGAGGUAUGCCCCCCUUCCCCAAGCUGUUUUUAUCUAUAGCAACGUUGAAUAUGAGCCACUGGCUCAUGGAAAAUGUAAGUUCAUCAUUGUAGAGUGCCUUGAUUAAUAUGUAAAUCGAAUGGGUGUUUUAAGCAAAUGGCAAAUGUACCAGUACUCUCGAUUCAUCCCAGCCCCAUAAUCAUCGGGUGGCAGAUCUUCGAAGAAUAGGCGAUGAUUUUCUUUGCGUCAUGGCCUUCCUGUUUAUUUGUGCCCAGAAGAACUAUUUCUGCCCCGUGUCUUUGUGUUUUGUAUUGUUCUUUCGCAGGAUUCCUUUGUUCCCGCAAACAGCCAGGAGACAAUCUGUUCACUGGGGAAAUGGACAGGCUCACCUUUCCUCUCCCUUUCCCCCUCCCCUUCACCCCCAUUACCAAAAAAAAAGUUCUCUCUUUGAA
Molecule: messenger RNA, 3192 nt
Organism: Tachyglossus aculeatus (Australian echidna)
Lineage: Eukaryota; Metazoa; Chordata; Mammalia; Monotremata; Tachyglossidae
Gene: ARL5B
Product: ADP ribosylation factor like GTPase 5B
Exons: 6
Coding region: 30-569 (179 amino acids)
Biological process (GO): vesicle-mediated transport; protein localization to Golgi membrane; intracellular protein transport
Cellular component (GO): trans-Golgi network; cytoplasm
Molecular function (GO): GTP binding; GTPase activity
Source: RefSeq, a predicted model, not a curated record